This is a messenger RNA of Miscanthus lutarioriparius, 375 nucleotides long. The record is from the annotation of a GenBank genome assembly. Lineage: Eukaryota; Viridiplantae; Streptophyta; Magnoliopsida; Poales; Poaceae.
AUGUGGGGCCUGCACAGCCGGAAUGCAAUCCUCGACGCGGCGGACGAGCGACUGAGGUCCGGCGGCAACGAAGCCGAUGACAGGUGCAUGGAGAGGGUGCUCGUCGUCGGGCUGUGGUGCGCCCACCCUGACCCGAGCGAGCGCCCGUCGAUCGCGCAGGCUAUGCACGUCCUGCAGUCGGAGGACGCUAGGCUUCCGGCGCUCACGCCGCAAAUGUACAGGACGGUGUCGGAGUUUGCCGUCACUGGACGUGCUAUCGGCGCCUUGUCCGUUCAGGGCUCCUCUUCCACGACCACGACAACCGCCGGCCACUCCAAGGUCUCUUCCGAGUCGGCGUCCUCGGCGUUGCUCCGGGAUUCAAAAGAGUUGGCUUGA